CAGCACUCGGCAGUCGCUGGGCAGUACCAGCAGAACCGACAGAAGCAGGUUACUAUGGUUCUCGUCAAGGAAUACCGAGUGGUCUUGCCCUGUAGCAUUGAGGAGUAUCAAGUCGGUCAGCUCUUUUCUGUGGCGGAAGCAAGUAAAAAUGAAACUGGUGGUGGUGAAGGUAUAGAAGUGCUCAAGAAUGAACCAUAUGAGAAAGAUGGAGAGAGAGGACAAUAUACACACAAAAUUUACCAUCUAAACAGUAAAGUCCCAGGUUUUGUCAGGCUCAUAGCUCCUGAAGGCUCCUUGGUAUUCCAUGAAAAAGCUUGGAAUGCCUACCCCUACUGCAGAACUGUUGUGACGAAUGAAUAUAUGAAAGACAGUUUCUUCAUUAAGAUUGAGACCUGGCACAAACCGGACAUGGGAACACAAGAAAAUGUGCAUAAACUCGAACCCUCAAUAUGGCAGAAUGUUGCUGUUGUGCCCAUUGACAUUGCAGACACAAGUCAAGUGUCUGCUGCUGACUACAAGCCUGAUGAAGAUCCAGCCAAGUUCAAGUCUGUGAAAACAGGCAGAGGACAUCUGGAGCCAAACUGGCAGCAAGAACUGGCGAGAACAACUGACUGCCCAAAGAUGUGUGCCUACAAACUAGUCACAGUCAAGUUUAAGUGGUGGGGGCUUCAAACCAAAGUGGAGAACUUCAUCCAUGAGCAAGAGAAACGGAUCUUCACGAACUUCCAUCGCCAGCUCUUCUGUUGGAUUGAUAAGUGGGUGGACCUGAACAUGGACGAUAUCCGUCGAAUGGAGGUGGAGACUCAAAAGGAGCUCGAAGAGCUUCGCAAAAAGGGUGACGUACGAGGAACCAGCGCUGCAGACCACUGAAAAACAACCGGAUUAAAAAUGGCCACCAUGUGUGAUGCUGUCUGCUAAGAAUGCUCUUUUGUUUGCCACUUUUUAUCUUAACUGAUUUUGGCUGUGGAGGAAGGAGCACAGCUACCUGCAAUCAAUAGUGCAGAUCCCCUGACUUGACCCCAAUCAUAGACGUUCUGUCCAGUGAGGAUUGUUUUUUUUUUCUUCCAGAGACCAACAUGAUCUUUCCUGAUGGCACUCUGGUAAAAAAAUUUUAUCAUCAUCAUCAUGUAAACGAGACUUUUAAAAAAUGAGAGAAGGUAUGUGUUAUAUAGAAUAAUACAAAUGCAAAUUACUAAUCUGGGUACCACAGUAAAAGGACCAAAUCUUUCCUUAUAUAAAUUUUUCACAUUCCUGCAGAAGCGAUGUCAUGUGUGACCCUGUGCUGUCUUACCUGAAAGCUCCCUGUUCGUCAAACUCAUGUUCCUUCCUGCCACAGCCUCCAUUAAGUGAUUACUAACACCCUUGGCUCUCAUGCCCAACUCCCCCUCCUCUGCCCCCACCCCACCUUAACUGAAGCACUGCAUCUUUUUAUCACUGACAAUCAUGCCUGUGCAAGUGUUCACUGUCUCUCCUGUUCAGACUUGGUGGAAAAAACACACACGCACUCAUCAGAACCUGAGGAUGAACGUGUGAAUUCACUCUUAAGGUGUGUGAACAGGCACAGGUGUGGAUACCUUUGCACUGACUUAUCUGUUACAAGCCAAAGCUGGGCAGAUCCACACAGGCUCGUUCACCUAAAGGAUGUUGGCGGCUUCCUGCAGCCCCUCCUCUUCCCACACCUAACCCGUCCUCGCUGUUCUGAAGACAUUCGUACAUAACGCGGUGCAGCGUUCACCUCCUUAACAGAUGUCUCUAGAGGGGAAAAAAGUGCACUGAAAAGCAGCCGCAGAUGGUGCUACACCCCUCCAGCCAAACUUUGCUGCGUUGAACCAGCCCACCUCCAAAGGCCAGCCAUGCUCAUCUGGUUUUCUAAGGAGAGAUUUUUUUUUUAACCACACUUUCUUCUCCGGCUUCAAUCCGGUCAUGUUUACAGGUUCACGGUUGCUGCAUUAGUGCCCAGUCGACACCAGCACCACGCAGCGCUCGCCUAAACCUUUUCUAUAUUUUACACCUCUCACAGCUCUGCCAGCUAGCGCCAGCUACCUCCCUCUUCUCUAACUGGCAGCUUUCCUGAUGCCCAAGGAUUACCAUUAGCCAUGAGCUGCUGCUGCUGCUUCCUGGGAGUAAAUCUUAGUAGAUAGAGCUUUUAUGAGUGACAGUAUUUGUGAUUAAUCUCUACUCCUGCAUGUUUGCGUGCCGUUGCAGCUAAGCAACUGCAGUGCCUUCGACAUGCUAAAAGAAAGAAGAAAAAAAAAAGCAACCUCUGUACUUUGUUACACCAAAUGCAGCAGAUUUACACAUCAAUGUUGAACUGAUUUGCCAUCUGAUUAAUGUUCAUCAUCAUGUUUUCUCUUUAAAACAUGUGGAAUAAGCCCACUUUUGUUGUUACACACAUAAAAUAUACUUGGUUUACUCAUUUCAUCCUUUCGGUGUUUUAUGUUGUAGUUGUAUGUUACAGUCUUAAAUUAUAACUUUUCAAAACUAUUCUUUAUUUCUUAAAAUAUAAAUAACAGCCUAUAAUUGUGUAUCAAGUUUUUUUGGGUUUUUUUGUCUGACAAUGUUACAUCAAGUUCAUUUUGUCCAAAGAGUAAAAGUGCAAAUUUGUCAUGUUUACAUGUUCUCCAAUCAUUAUAGGAAACUUAAAGUCAAUAACAAUCUGUGUAAUAAAAUAAAAUUUUCUCAGGUGCAUGAAAUGACUUGGAGCCUUAAGACGAUGUUUCUCUCACUUCCAAAUAUAAGAUGAUCCUGAUACUGCUACCAUCUCAAAAAAAUAUAUAUAAAUAAAUAUAUAAAAUAGGAGGAUGUGUAGGCUGUACCUAUCGUUUCCAACUAAAUCAGAAUGGUUUCUGACAGAGUCCCAUAAAUGUAUGGGCUGUCGAGAUGACAUAAGAACAUAGAUGAAGGAACUGUAUCUCAUGAUGUGUGAAAUCCACAACAAUCACAGGCUUUUAAACCGUUUUAUUCAGAUUGUGAAAAUCAGGGGUGAAUGUAUGAACUAUCGUGCCUUUUUCUUCUCUAGAAAUCUUGUGUAUUAGAUAUGCAUAUUGUAUCCAGUUAUCAAUAAAUUCUGUUUCUAAAUUA
Molecule: messenger RNA, 3081 nt
Organism: Xiphophorus maculatus (southern platyfish)
Lineage: Eukaryota; Metazoa; Chordata; Actinopteri; Cyprinodontiformes; Poeciliidae
Product: phosphatidylinositol transfer protein beta
Exons: 11
Coding region: 55-870 (271 amino acids)
Biological process (GO): phospholipid transport
Cellular component (GO): cytoplasm
Molecular function (GO): phosphatidylinositol binding; phosphatidylcholine binding; phosphatidylcholine intramembrane carrier activity
Source: RefSeq, a predicted model, not a curated record